AUGGAGCUCAAAUCUAUAUGUCUGUUUGGAGGCACCACAUUAAAAGGUCGGUGGCUCUUUUUGCUCAGUUAACAGGUUAACAGUCCUAUCUGGGCUGCCUGGCCCUGAAAGCUUUCAUCCUGGAAGAGGGUGCUAGCUACGAAGGGCUCCAAGGGGUUAAACCAACAGAUCUCGGAUUCCUAGAGAGGCAAAGAAGAAAUUGGAGAACAGUACUUGCAAAGGCUGAAGUUCCUUUCCUGUCCCGCCCCCUCCUUUUGCUGGCAAAGUGUCUACUUGGGUUUCUCGGUCUUUGAGCCGCUUGCGGGGAUGGUGCAGAUAUGGCCAGGCACUGCCAGGCAUAAAAAUGGAAAAAGAAAACCCAGCACAAUGGGAACCAGGGGAGAGAUCUGAGGGUGAAGGAAGAAUUCCUCAUGUUGUCCAUUCUGGGACCAUGGGGGAGAUUUGCACAGGUGCAGCCCCACAACCGGUUAAGCAGGAGGCAGAGGAGGGCCUGCAGCAGGGCUGGGAGGCCCAAUGGCAGGAGUUUCUCAAGACAAUGGAGUCUCCACACUCAGAAUGGAGGCACACACCACGAACCAUGCCUGGACCUCAAGAGGACACAAAAGUUUUUCAACCCACCUUCCAUGGUACAGCUGAUGCUAGCCAAUGGCCUCGAGGAGAGCAAGUAACUCAGAUUGUGCCCGGCCACAAUGGGGAAGUGCCUGAGGCCUACAAAAGCCUGGACUAUUCUGGGAAAAUUAAGGAGGAGAUCUUGGAGGAGGAGGACUCAAUCAGCUUGGAGACCCGGCGCCAGCACUUCAGAAGGUUCUGCUACCAAGAAGCCAAGGGCCCUCGAGAAGUAUUCAGGCAGCUCCAGGAACUGUGCCAUCGGUGGCUGAAGCCAGAGAAACACACCAAAGAGCGGAUUCUGGAGUUGCUGAUCCUGGAGCAGUUCCUGACCAUCCUGCCCCAGGAGAUGCAGAGCUGGGUCAGGGAACAUGGCCCAGAGACAAGCAACCAGGCAGUGACUCUGGCAGGGGAUUUUCUGCUGAGGAUGCAGGAAUCUGAGGCACAGGAAGAAAAGAUGCUAAGGCCUUUGGAGAAGGUAUUUGUGAAUUCCUCUGGGGCUCAGCAGGAACCACCAAGCACUACGAAUGUAUCCCACUUUGUGCAGGCUGUACGGAAUGGCGACAGAAAAGAGAAUAGUCAUCUUCAGCCAGAAAUGCCUGAGCAAGUAGAGCUCAAUGAGACAGCACUGGAAAACUCCAGUAGGAAUGUUCUUCAGAUUCCUGACAUGGAAGAAACACCUGGAAGUGAAUGCUAUGGAAGCCAUCCAGAAAGGACAGAGGAGAAAGCCUUUAUUAGCAGAGAAGGAGAAAAGCCAUAUAAAUGCUUGGACUGUGGGAAGACCUUUCAUUGGAAAGCAAAUCUUACGACACACGAGAAAACCCAUACUGGACAGAAACCCUAUUCCUGCUCUGUUUGUGGGAAAAGCUUCUACGAGAGGUCGUAUCUGAAUAAACACGAGAGAAUCCACACAGGAGAGAGACCAUAUGCAUGCUCAGCCUGUGGGAAAAGCUUCAAUCGGAGGGGCAACCUUAUGAGGCAUGAGCGAACACACACAGGGGAGAAACUGUCCGAAUGCUUAGAGUGUGGGAAGAGACUUAGUCAGAAGUCAUGCCUUCGGGCGCAUCAGAGAAUCCACACAGGAGAAAAACCAUAUGAGUGCUCCAGGUGUGGGAAAAGCUUUCGAUACCGCACUGCCCUCUGUAGACACCAGAAAAUCCAUGAGAAAGAGACCAUAAGGAAUUUUAAGAGUAAGAGAAAACUCUAGGGCAGUGUCCUUCUUUGCAAGGGUCAGGAGCCAGUGGUAGCUCCCAUCAGUCCUAAAUGCGGCUCUCUGACGAAUUGUUUAUUAGACAAUUAUGUGCACAGCUUCAUCCAAGCCAAAUACUCUAAGCAGCUCUCCUGAUGCUGUACAGAGGCAACCAGACCCACCGCACAGUGCUGCACUUUCCCCAAAGCUAAUGAGGUUCCCUUAAGGUAGAAAGAGCCCUCUUGAGUCCCCAGUGCCAUCUUGGAAGGUGCACAUGGAGCGCUGGGUAGUGUAGUCCUUCCCAACGCUCUCCUCAUACAGCUCUAUGGAGGAAAUGCUGGGGAAGACUACAUUUCCCACCAGGAUGUGCACACCUCCUCUGAGGUGGCUUGGCAGGGCUCCGUUUCUCUUGAAGGUGCUGGAAAAAGCAGAGCACUCGCAGAGAUCAGCACAGUGGAAAACGGCUCUCCCACUGAAUAUUUUUUGGCUCCUGCUUGAAAAGUAGUGAAGAUCACUGCUCUAGAGGGCCGUUUGGUAUUCGUAAGAAUAAGAAAGCUUUCCAAAACCCAAAGCACUUUGAAAAGCAAUCGAUUUUGCCUCUUUGAAAUGUAUUAUUGCAUUCAUUCCUCUGUUCUUCUGGUUUCAGGCAUCAGGACUCUGUCAGUUUAGCCCUGAGAGUAUCUUGCAUAAAGAAAUCAGGAAGCUGAACCACUAAAAAUGUGGCUUCAGUUCUGGUUCAUCACUAUGUCUGACUGUCCCACUUAUCAAAGGAAAGAAGGCUUAUAAGACUACCAUAUCUGUGUCGGUGUCUCCUCUGAAACCUUUUGUGUUUACAGUUUGAUAUAAACCAAAUUUACAGCAUUAUGUGAUAACUAUUUCGCUUGAGAAUAAGUGUUUGUUCUUUUUUAAAUGGUUUGUUUUUGAAUUUAUAAAAGUUUUUACAAACAAAAGA
This is a messenger RNA of Hemicordylus capensis (graceful crag lizard), 2747 nucleotides long. Its product is annotated as zinc finger and SCAN domain-containing protein 23-like. The transcript is spliced from 4 exons. Gene Ontology annotation, molecular function: RNA polymerase II cis-regulatory region sequence-specific DNA binding; DNA-binding transcription factor activity, RNA polymerase II-specific. Bases 344 to 1813 code for a protein of 489 amino acids. Gene Ontology annotation, biological process: regulation of transcription by RNA polymerase II. The record is from RefSeq and is a predicted model, not a curated record. Lineage: Eukaryota; Metazoa; Chordata; Lepidosauria; Squamata; Cordylidae.